Molecule: messenger RNA, 429 nt
Organism: Colletotrichum abscissum
Lineage: Eukaryota; Fungi; Ascomycota; Sordariomycetes; Glomerellales; Glomerellaceae
Exons: 3
Coding region: 1-429 (142 amino acids)
Source: RefSeq, a predicted model, not a curated record
AUGUACGCCCAACAAGUUCUUGUUACUUUCCUGAUGGCCACCAGCGCCACUCUCGCUAGCGCAAGAAGCAUCGAAAGACGCCAAUUGCUUGGAAACCUCGGCAGCCUCUCCUGCAACGUCGCAAGACUCCAGAUCUUAGGCGCCCUUGGCAAUACCGAAGACGCUGUCUCCCAAAUCACCGAUACAACAGUCCAGGACGCUGCCAAUGCUGGUCUCCAACAAGCACGAGGCGGCAUCGCACAAAUUGCAAAGUCCAUCGUCAGUGGCGCUGCACCGCCCGCGGCUAGCCGUGAUGAGGUAGCAGCUGGACUGGCUGCAGCGGGUACCGCUCUUUCUGGGGGUGAUGCGAGCGACCAAGCCGUAGCUGAUGCGCAAGCGGGACUUGAUAAGUCUGUAAAGGCUGGUCAAGAUGUCGUUGCGAACUGCUAA